Molecule: messenger RNA, 2648 nt
Organism: Haliotis rubra (blacklip abalone)
Lineage: Eukaryota; Metazoa; Mollusca; Gastropoda; Lepetellida; Haliotidae
Product: neurofascin-like
Exons: 11
Coding region: 217-1863 (548 amino acids)
Source: RefSeq, a predicted model, not a curated record
UUUACUGGCUGGCAACAUCUCGCCGAGACACCCUUCAACAUAAAGUCAGGCAGGUGUAGAGUUCCCCUCGGGUGGAAACUGAAAACGAAGGUUAAAGGUUAUACAGGGGUUGUCCUCCAGGCUUGCAGUCAUCAAAGGUUCGCGGAUAUUCACGUUACCGUUUACUCUCUUUCAAGGACACCGACAUGCCUACGAUGUAGUUCAGGUGUAAUCGCCAUGAUUGGGACAUGGUCUAUGGUUCUGUUUUUGACGCUUUGCUCCUGUCAAGAUGGUGCACCCCCGGCGUUCCUGGAACCUGUGGAAAGUAAAACACUUUCUGUGGCAGAAAACAGCGACGUGACGCUGAAGUGCCGAGCCACGGGGCAUCCCACACCAGGUUACCGGUGGAAGCAUAAUGGAAGAAGAAUACCCGAGUGUUCCAGUAGUGGCGACCUGACUCUGACCAACGUGUCAGCCCAACACAAGGGAGACUACCAGUGUAUGGCUGAAAAUGAAGAUACCUAUGGAGCUACUGCAGUUGCCGCAUCCCAGCCCAUCACCUUGAACAUCUACAGCCAGUGCAAGACAUGGAGGAAAUCUAACAACUCUCGGUUUGUGCGUCAGGAAUUCCAGUAUCUGGCUUUAGAAUGUGAUUGUCCUCCAGAGUGCUUGAAGUCGAAGAUAACCUGGUAUAGAAGCGAACCUGCUCUCACACAGAUAAACAUUUCCAGAUACGAAGGAAGACUGCAUAUUGACAAAAAAGGUACCUUGCACUUCAUAUACACAACCGCCUCGGAUGGCGGCACGAUCUACCAGUGCGGGGUGACCUCUCCAGACCACUUCCUGCUUGGGAGGAAGUAUGAGGUAGCCAUCACGAAAAUCACCAGUCCACCAACACACCCUUCCCGUAUCAGGUCCCAGACAGUACAGCCCAGGUUUCUCGUGCGCCAAACAGCAGAUCUGGAGUGUGUAUUCAGUGGACAUCCAACGCCAGUAACGACGUGGAAGUACAUAAACGGUACAACUCUUCCCCACACUAGGAAGUUUGAACUCGUCCCUGGUUCCUUCGGCCGGAGACUCAGAAUCCGGAACCUGGCCAUAGACGACGGGGGACGCUACUCGUGUAGCGGUAGUAACGGCGUUACCGACGAGGCACACGUCGACGUCACGGUCACAUCCAAACCUGUUUGGAUGAAGCCGCUCACAGAUAUUACAGUUCCUGAAGGAAGAGUAGCUCACUUGAGUUGCAAAACAGGAUCAGUUGGGAGAGAAUCUCAGCCAGGGUUCCCUGUCUGGUACAACAAUGGUAAUGAAAUCAACCCUGCAAGCACAGGAGAUAGACGGUUCCAGUUCAGCAAGGACAGGAGUGUAUUGACCAUCGUGAAGGUUAAACGAAGUGUCGAUGCUGUUUGCUUUCAAUGCAAUGUUAGCAACGGUGCCGGAUACGUUUUUGGAAAUGGAUGUCUAAAGGUUACAAAAGGCAACAGAGGUCCAAGGACUGUAUCCAAGACUACUAUCCUGAUCGCGGCAGUGUGUAGCGCAUCUCUCGUUUUCCUGGCUGUCAUCUUCACCACAUUCAUCCGCAGGAUGUGGAAGAAAUCUUGGAAAUCAGAACAUCCUCCAAGAAGAAGCUCUCUCCCAGCCUACACGGACAUCGAGUACAGACAAGGAACGCCUCCACCGCCAUACGACCAAAUACAUCUUCAGUGCCUGCCAAGAGAAGGGGAAAUGUUAGAUGAAGACAGAGAUAAUACAAGUGUAUAUGACUAUACUGAACCAGGAAGUGACGUCAGGAAUCGCCCUUCUGUGGUGAGUCAGGGGGGCAUGUAUCUGACACCAUCUGAAGGAGAGGAUGACCCACCAUCAUACUUGUCCCUCAUCUGAACCAGAAGGGAGUUCAUACAAAAUCUUUCAUAUUUCUCACCCAUCUAAACUAAACGGGUCCCUGACGCCAAAUGAACAAUGGGAUGGUCCAACAUCAUAUCUGGCACUCUUCUGACACAGACAAGGAGUAUAUAAAAUCAUAUUGGGGAUAACCCACGUUCAUAAUUGCCAUGACGCCAAAAUCAUCUCCCAUCAUAUUUGCUACUCAUCUGAACCAGAUGGGUACUUGACAUCAAAUCAUCUACCAUCAUAUUUGCGGCUCUUCCUAACACCAGGACACCUAACACCAACCUAUCCAGAGGAUAACCCAACAUCAUAAUUCUCACUGAACUAGACGGGAGGCUUGCAGCGAAUCAUUCAGGCGAUAAUCUGACACGUGUGUGAACCAGACGGGCACCUGAGACCAACGUACCCCUCGGAAAACCGCCCUGCGUAUUCGUUACUCAUUUGAACUGGACGGGAAGCUUUCAUCAUCGGAUCACGCACCUUCACAUUUGUUGUUUAUCUGAACUUCGCGGGUGCCUGACUCUGAAUCACGUUCCACACUUCACUCGUCAGAGCUGGCAGCCAUGAAGUAGAAUCAGCUAUGUGGAACCUUUGUGCAGACAUUCUGAUAUGCUCUAGCUCAGUAUUAGAACCUUUAGAUAUGUGUGUGUAUAACUGUAUUGUACCUGUGAAGACCCCGGUUAGAAUCGAUCUUCAGUAACCCAUGCUGGUCCUAAGAGGCGACUAACGGGAUCGGGUGGUCAUGCUCGCUGACUUGGUUGACUCAGGUCAUCGUAUCC